Messenger RNA from Lontra canadensis (Northern American river otter), 640 nucleotides. It is a transcript of the gene PDCD6, whose product is annotated as programmed cell death 6. The record is from RefSeq and is a predicted model, not a curated record. Bases 46 to 615 code for a protein of 189 amino acids. The transcript is spliced from 6 exons. Gene Ontology annotation, molecular function: calcium ion binding. Lineage: Eukaryota; Metazoa; Chordata; Mammalia; Carnivora; Mustelidae.
UCCUGCGUUCCUGGGGAGCCUCAGCCCAGGGGAGCGUCUGGGUCCAUGGCCACCUACUCCUACCGCCCGGGCCCCGGGGCCGGCCCGCCUGGAGGCGCGGCGCUGCCGGACCAGAGCUUCCUGUGGAACGUCUUCCAAAGGGUCGACAAGGACCGGAGCGGCGUGAUCUCGGACGGCGAGCUGCAGCAGGCGCUCUCCAACGGCACAUGGACUCCAUUUAACCCCGUGACUGUCAGGUCAAUCAUCUCCAUGUUUGACCGGGAGAACAAGGCCGGCGUGAACUUCAGUGAGUUCACAGGCGUCUGGAAGUACAUCACAGAUUGGCAAAACGUCUUCCGCACCUAUGACAGGGACAACUCCGGGAUGAUCGACAAGAACGAGCUCAAGCAAGCACUCUCAGGUUUUGGGUACCGGCUGUCUGACCAGUUUCACGACAUCCUCAUUCGCAAGUUUGACAGACAAGGACGGGGGCAGAUCGCCUUUGACGACUUCAUCCAGGGAUGCAUCGUCUUGCAGAGGCUGACCGAUAUAUUCCGGCGCUACGAUACGGAUCAGGACGGCUGGAUUCAGGUGUCCUAUGAGCAGUACCUGUCCAUGGUCUUCAGCAUCGUGUAACCCUGGCCUUCGCAGAUAGCGGCAG